UGCUUGGAUUGCGACACUUUCAUCGCGCCGCCCAACAUGCCGAUCGGAUUGAAUCUUGCGAACAAGAAAGCGGCGCCGAAACCAGGAAACGCGCUGGGACAGAAGCGCAAGAAGGGCAUAUUCGACGAUGUGUCCGGGGACGAGGAUCAGCAGAAUGAUAACGGUACCACUGAAGUUUCCACAAUUGGAGGUUUAGAGCAGCCAGCCCCGAAACCAAAGGCACUUUCAAGCACAGGACCGCCACCGAAACGGAAAAUGCAACUAGGCAGUGGUCCUAAGCCCCCUAUCAAACCGCUCAGCAAGAACUCAUUAUUUGCCGACGACGAAGAUGAAGACGAAGAAAAAGAGAAACAGCAAGGGCAGAUGAAUCUUGGCUUGAACCAGGCAAAGCCAAAGCAGGCGCCAGGUGCUGGCGAAGAAUAUACUAAUCUCUCGGCUUUGCAUAGCAGCAAGAAGCAUGCAAAGGAAGCCGAAGAACUUGACCCAUCAAUCUACUCCUACGAUGCCGUUUAUGAGAGUCUUCAUUCCAAACCUUCCAAGGCCUCAACAGAAACGAAAAGCGAUGUACCGAAAUACAUGAAGAAUUUAUUGGAAAGCGCAGAAGUUCGGAAGCGGGAUCAACUACGGGCUCGCGACCGUCAACUUGCCAAGGAGCGUGAGGCCGAAGGUGACGAAUUUGCAGACAAGGAGAAGUUCGUCACAUCCGCCUACAAGGCCCAGCAAGAAGAGCUGCGCAAGGUCGAGGAGGAAGAAGCGCGCCGCGAGAAGGAAGAGGAAGAACGCCGGAAGAAGAAUGGUAACUCUGGUAUGAUCGGCUUCUACCGAGAUGUGCUAUCGCGAGGAGAGGAACGGCACGAGGAAGUCGUCAAGGCCUCAGAAGAAGCCGCCCGCCGUGUCAAGACAGGCGAGGUGGAAGAGGAAGCAGAAGAUCAGCCAGACGAAAAGACCGAUACUCAAAAGGCUGAAGAUCUCAAUUCUCGCGGUGCCAACGUCGUGGUCAACGACGAGGGUCAAGUUGUCGACAAGCGCCAGCUUCUUUCUGCUGGAUUGAAUGUGGCACCGAAACCCAAGGCCCAGCCAUCUGCCCCCAAAGCAGCCCCACGUCCGUCUGCACGACCAGGUGCUGCAGCAGGCCACCAGUCUGGCCGUGCUGCUCAACGUGCUCGACAGACCGACAUGGUCGCAAGCCAACUGGAGGAGCGUGCGCGACAAGAAGAGGAGGCCGAAGCUGCAAAGCAAAGAGAAAUGGCCGAGAAGAGCCGCAGCCGCAAGACCGAGGGAGAAGUCUCCAGUGCCAAGGAGCGGUACUUGGCAAGAAAGAGGGAGCGGGAAGAAGCUGCCGCCAAGGAAAAGUCAAAGGGGGCCUCAAUGUCGCACUCCCAAUUUUGCAACCCUAUCGAGACACAAGAAUCGCUCCAUCACCAAACCACUUCUACCUCUCGUUCAUCAAAAUCAUCCAACAUGGGUAAGGUUCACGGCUCUCUCGCCCGUGCCGGUAAGGUCAAGGCUGCCACUCCUAAGGUCGAGCCCCAGGAGAAGAAGAAGAACCCUAAGGGUCGCGCCUACAAGCGUGUGCUCUACACUCGCCGUUUCGUCAACGUUACCAUGACCGGUGGCAAGCGCAAGAUGAACCCCAACCCCGGCCAAUAAACUAUUCAAGUCGUUGAAAAAACCAACCGCGCCGCGAUCGGCUAGUCGAGUUACACGAUGUUGAGACAAAUAUUCGCAUAACCGCGACACGACCACGGCCCAAACGAACGAGAGCAACCAGAUUACGGCUGGUACUUGGACGGAUGAUAUCAUGCUUCGUUUUCGCUUGAAUUUCUUUUUUUGCUGGUAACGCACGGGUUAUGGAGGUUGAAUCACGGAAAUUGUUGAACAACAUGGCGG
This is a messenger RNA of Penicillium antarcticum, 1890 nucleotides long. RefSeq names its product splicing regulator NSRP1-like domain-containing protein. Gene Ontology annotation, molecular function: structural constituent of ribosome. Gene Ontology annotation, cellular component: ribosome. The annotation marks the transcript as partial. Lineage: Eukaryota; Fungi; Ascomycota; Eurotiomycetes; Eurotiales; Aspergillaceae. The transcript has 4 exons. The record is from RefSeq and is a predicted model, not a curated record. Gene Ontology annotation, biological process: regulation of alternative mRNA splicing, via spliceosome; translation.